Molecule: messenger RNA, 864 nt
Organism: Prunus mume (Japanese apricot)
Lineage: Eukaryota; Viridiplantae; Streptophyta; Magnoliopsida; Rosales; Rosaceae
Source: RefSeq, a predicted model, not a curated record
AUGAUCCUGUACAAGGCAGACGACGCCCUGAUGUGCAAAGUGUUUGUGAUGACUCUGCGAGGAGCAGCUCAGGAUUGGUUCCACACCCUACCGUCCGCGUCAAUAGGCAACUUCAAGGAGUUCACCAUCAUUUUCACAAAGGAAUACACCUCCUACAAGACGGUCAGAAAGCAUGCAGACCACCUGUUCAACCUGCAAAAAAAGCCAGACGAGUCUCUACGAGACUACCUGAGACGAUUUAAGGCCAAGAAGGCUAACAUCAUAGGAUGCAACGACCAAGUUGCAUCCUCAGCUUUCAAGAAGGGCUUGCCAACCCAGCACGAGCUAUACCGGGAGCUGGCCAUAACUCCAAGUCAAACCUGGGCAGAAGUGUUCGCGACGGCAGAGCGCUACGCACUUUGGGACGAUGAUCGUAUCGCCGCAAAGAAAGCUAGCAAGCAAGUUGACCACCCGACGAAGCAGAUCCUAGCUCAGGUGAAGGACAAGCCGUGGAUAAGGCGACCACCAUCCAUGAAGGGAGACCCCUUUAAAAGAGACACCAGUAAAUACUGCGCAUUCCACGGGGAGCACGGUCAUUACACCAACAACUGCAACGCUUGGAAAAGGCACCUUGAGGAGCUGGUCAGAGAGGGCCAUUGCACAGAGUUCGUUGCAAAGAAGGCUAUCCAGCAGAUCGAGGAUCGUGAUGUAGCUGCCAAGGAACCUCCCCAAAAGGUCAUUCGAAUCAACACCAUUCUAGCCGACUCCCAAGAGUCCGGGCUGACCACCAAGGAGCGCAAGAGAAAGAUCGCGCAGGCAACUUAUGUCUCCCAAGUCACAACGGGAGUACCAGCUGUUGGGGAUACACCUAUCAUCGGCUUCUGA